AAGGUGAAUGCUGUAACGGGAGAAAUUUGCUUAAGCACUGAGCAUGUGGUGAAGCUUAACUCGUGGCUAAGCGGGCGUGCAUGGCGAAGAGAAAUUGUGUACUCAUAGGUGUGUGAAACAAGCGGAAACAUUCCGGAAGGUAUUUGAAGAAUUCUCAUUCGCGGAGCGAACCUAUAAUAAGCGCGGUGUUGGUGUUGAGAGAAACUGCAAAGCAGACGGCAAAAAAACAAAAUCAAUCGGGAAUAAAGUUGAUCACUGCUCCUCUGUGACCUAAGCCGAGCCGAGUCGAGUGUGCUUGAUCCUGCCUGUUGCGGAGGAGAAGAGCCAGCAAUCGAUAAGGGAGUGACGCGACGCACGCGGUGGCGGUACAGAUUCUGCGAGGCAUAACCGUUGUUCCGUUUGUUGGUUGGAACAGAAAAAGCAAAACAACAAUUUCCCGAACACCGGGGGAACUCGCCCUGACAGGAGUUCUUGGCCGGGCCGGCGAACGGUGCGGUAGGUGCCGGAGCAACAGCAGCAGCAGGGGCAACAACAACAGCGGCGGUAGCGGUGCGUCAAAAUCGCGACCGAUGACGUACAGUGCCGUUUUUGGGGGUAUUUUUAGCCUCUCGACUGGGACGUUUGCUGCGGCCACAAUUUUCCACUAAAUAGUGCAAGAAGGAAGAAGUUACUUCUGGAGCAAGGUGGAAGGAACAAAAACAACAAAAGUGCAAAGUGAAUUUUAGGCCAGAAAACAAAACUCGGUGCUCGUCGGUUUUUUUUUGCUGGUUUUCUAAUGAAACGAAAAAAAAACGCGUUCCGCGGUGUGUCUGUCUGUGUACGUGUUGUGCCUUUCUGUUUCCUUUCUGCACGGUUGUCCAGAAGAAAUAAAGGCUGCAGAAAAUAACUAGCGGGAGUUUGGCCGUCAGUCUCGGAAUUGAAUUGCUAUUUAUAUGAUCCAGAACUGAUGGCGAUGCUGAUGAUGAUGAUGAUCGCCGGCCUGCAGUGAUGAUUAUGGGGAUGAUGAUGAUGAUGAUACAACAUUUGGAAAACCAUCCGACGAUUCCGGCUGGAGGAGCACUGACUGCUGCCGUUUGGCCUAUUCAUCUGUUAGCAUGGUAACGAUUGGAUUAACUGACUGCACAACAACAACAACAACAACAACAACAACAACAACAACAACAACAACUAUACAACAACGUAGGAGCUGAUAUUGCGCGGAGCGCAAUUUCCAAUCAAAAGGUGUAAUAAAAAAAAAUCACACGGUACUUAUUCGAUUUCAAAAGGCUUAAAAAUGGGGAACUCGGGUAGUAUGAAUGGUUUACCCGGAUAUGAUGAUGGCUACCAUCACACUCAGUACCAUCAUCAGCAUUCGCGCUAUCACGAGAUGCUGCGAAGUGGUGGCCAUCGGGGGGGAGCCCCUCCCGGGUGGCUUGAAGCCUACCAGCGAGAACUUCGCGGCGGCGGUGGCCAUCGAACGUUCGACAAUCGCCACGUUCACGAACCACUGGGGCAUCGAGAAUCCACCAGUAGUGGACCGAGUCUGCCACCGCCGAUGAAAGUUCUUCCCGAUAUUCCCGGACGGGUGGCAAAGCUGCGUCCAACUAAUAAUGGAAACAUUCUGCAUGCCGGAGGCACUAUUAGUAAAAAUAAUAAUCUGCAACGCUCGAAGAGUAUUUCGUCUCCGACGUAUCAGCAGCAUCAGCAGCAACAGCAGGAUAGUUUUGACGAAUCGGCGGAGAAUGGACUGCUGACCUCGCUGCCGGCGCAUAUGCUUAUGACACGCUCCCGAACGCAGGUUAAUAUGAUGGUUCCGCAAGGCCGGCGGAACUUUGAUAACUCACCGUCGAGGGCGCGAGGUUUCGCGCCCAAUCAGCAGCGCUCGAAGCAAAGCUACGAACAUGGCACGCUGAAUUCGAAACGUUUCGGAUCGGAACCCGAUCUGCGGGGGGUGGUUGCCAGCGAACAACAGCAGGAUGAAAACGUUAACGGUGGAGGUAAUGGACACCGUAACAGCAAACCGGUUCAGUCGAAGAUAAUCAAGGGGAAGAAUAAGAAGAAAGCACCGGUUCCACCGGUUGUCGAGAGGCGUGAACCGGAGAUUAUCGAAAAGCAACGCAUCAUAGCGUACUCGCCGCUGCGAAAGACCAAUUCCGACGCGUCUUCGACGCUACCGUCGUCGGACAGUAACAGUAACAAUCCGAGCCGCAAGCUGCGCCUCUUCAAGACGCGUGCCGAAACGAAGAAGAACCUCAACAUCGCCAAACUGCCGGAAGCUUCCGACGCAAAAUACUCAAAAAAUACUCAACCAAGCGGCGGACUGAAACUGCAGGUCUCGCCAACGAACAGCAGUACCUACAAACCGGCGGCCGGGCUUUGCAGCGACCCAUCGGACUUCAGUAUAGGCACCCUGGACAAGCCCGGCAAGUCCCGGCUCAAUCCAACGUCGUUUUUCCGGCGGGAAAAAACCUUCGACAUUGGUGUACUCGAGCGAGAUCGUGUUCUUCGCGGUGGCAAGUCGUCCGCCGAACAUGUGCCAGAAAUCAAACCGACCAUGUCGCCGCCGAUUUCCCGACGGAAGUCCAUCGUCAAGUCGCUGCUGGAAAAAGAUCAACAAGAGCAACAACAGCAACAACAACAGCAACAGCAUCUGAAUAGAGUGGCCUCCGUGGAGCCGAAGCUCAAGCCCAAAAUCCAAGAAGACAAACGUAAGCAAUCGCGUCCGGCACCAGUUGAAUCGCCCAUGACCGAUUUCCAGAAGGAGUUGCAACAGGCAACCCGUAAAAAAUCCACACUCACCGUGAGCAACUCCAAUCCCGGUCAAUCGCAGCCAAAAGCUCCGCUGUCAUCGCGCAAAAGUGCCGACUCAAAGCCAGCUGGCAAACAAUCAGAACCGGUGAAAAACAGUCUCAUAAUAACGGUGGAAUCAAAAUCCGACAGCGAACGGGAGAAGUGCUCGAUCAGUCCGCCACCACCUCCGCCGCCGCUACCGAAGAGCAGCUUCUACUUCGGUAUGGUUGCGAAUUCCACGAGCCCGACCAAGCGGGAGUCGAAAAUCUCCCCGACCGUCCUGUCGAAGGCCCGAAUGAUCGAAACCCGAGUCGAUUCCGAUCAUGAAUCGAUGGAAGACGAACCCGGCCGGUUGCUGCUGCUGCAGCACGACGACGAUCUGCCGGACGAUCCGGAAAUGGACAAAACUCAACUGGACGCAAUUGAUCGCUUCGCCGCCAGUCUGCUGAACGGAUCGAAGUUCCACACGUCCGGGUCGGAUUCGGCUGCCUCCUCUGAGGUGGAUAUUCGCACCAAUUCCGGUGAUGUCGACUCCGAGGGGCAGGAAAUCUCGCUAAAACUGCGACCUACGCUUCCCCGCAAGCAGUUUGAAAUCCCACGCUUCAGCCCGGCAGCCGCCUGGCGGCUGUUGACCACUGAGGAUGACUUUGGAAGAGACUCCACCGAGCUGUUUCCGUUCGUGGAGAAGAAAACUAUGCUUCGUAGUUUGGAGGCCGUUGAUGCGGCUGCUGAGGAUCGGAUCGAACGUAUCUAUCGUGAGCCGAUUCCUGGUUUGCAGGACAAUAAAAGUGGUGACAGUGGCAUCUCCGGAGAUGCUGGUCUUCCCGAUAUUGGGGAAGCUCAAAUGCUUACUUCGAGCAAGGAACGCGAUUCGCCCGAAAGUUCUCCGGUGGAUGACUCGGCAAAUAAUGCCUGGUCUUCGAGUGCACUCCGACUAACCCCGUGGACACCGCAGCAGGACCUGGAGGAUGACGAUGAUACAACCGGAAGCAGUGACAAUCGACAGCUGAUCGAGGAAACCCCGCUGAGCAGUGGACCGAACGAUUUUUCCAGCAAGGGACAUUUGUUUAGCCUUUCGUUACCGAGGGAAAGUCAUCUGUCCAUCUAUGCUGGUCCUGGAAACGGUGAGAAGGCUGAGAAGCAAAUGUUCAACAGUCUUCAAAAGCUACGCAAGUCGGUCUCGGAUGUGUUCACCAGCGAUGCGGACGUUAGCCCCCUGGAAAGCGGAGACAAUUGGUUCCUCUCGCGGCUAGAAUCUCCAACGAUCAGCAAACCCUACGAAAAACGCCAGCUAAGUCCAACAACGCCCAAGCAAUCGCCUCCGGAAACGCCAGCCAACGGCCUAAAGAAGGACGAAACAUCAACGUUCGGCAAACCAACGAAACAUUCCGCCAUUUCCUACGUCGUAAGCGGAAGGCACAUGAUGUACCUGCCGAAGGAUGCAACCAAGGUGAUACCGAACGGCGGAACCCCGGGCAAGAACGACCAGAACAACAACCAAGUGCCAGAAGUCCCAGCCCAGCCGGUCAGCACCACCACCACCACCACCAACGGCAGCAAAUCGCACGCGGAAAAGCGACGGGAAAGCAAACAAAACAUGCAGGAUCCGGUACCGGAUCCGGAGGAAGCGUUCCCGGUCAAGAUUAGCCACCGCAAGAACCAUCGGUUCACCUUCCAGAGCACGAUCCGGCAGAUCGAGAAACGACGCGUCGCGGAGAAACUUUCGCGCGAGGCCGAAAUCAAGGAAGCGAUGCGGCUGAGCGAACUGGAAGCGAUGCGACGGGUCGAGGAAGAGUUCCAGAAGAAGCGGGCCCGCGAGAAGGCCUCCAUCCGGCACCAGUUGCGGUUGUUCACGAUGGAGGAAACCGGACAGACGUUCGAUGGAAAUGAGGAGGAUGAGGCAAUCGAAAUGAGCAAACGCAACGAACUGGAAGUGGAUCAAGUGCCCCAACUGCCCAAAACAAAUGGUUUGUACCGAAAGAAGGAUUCGACUUCGGAACGGGCUCCCUACAUGAAUGGCCAAUCUCGACGGCUGAGCCAAUCACGCUUCCAUGCAGGAUUGGAGCGAAAGUUUUCCUCCGGUGUAGAUCAACAGCCGGAUGAUGAUUUCAACAGUGACGAUGACGACGAUGAAGAAAAUGACGCCGGUAAGGGGCAGAACAACCAUAACGGCAACGGGCACAACGGAGAUGACGACGACGAUGACGACGUCGACAGUAGCUUGGGGUACGUCGACACUCGGACACCGUACAUUUCGCGGAUCAUCCAGGCUAAAAGCAGCAAGAGUUACAGCGCACUGAAGAAAUAAUCACGCCGCCGUCGCGCCCGUCGUUGGUGGACGGCCAUCUAGUCAUCGUGUGAAUGUGUGUUGCAGUGCAGUGGCGGCCCCGACCCCGGACAAUGUUAAUUUUACUAGACAAUUUCUGUUCCAACGAAAGCUCAAUCUUCUUGAAAAAAAAACCCACAACGUACUCAAUCCUCAGCUAGU
Sabethes cyaneus is the source of this 5257-nucleotide messenger RNA. RefSeq lists its product as uncharacterized. The transcript has 7 exons. The coding region runs from base 1274 to 5077 and encodes 1267 amino acids. The record is from RefSeq and is a predicted model, not a curated record. NCBI's taxonomy places the organism in Eukaryota, Metazoa, Arthropoda, Insecta, Diptera, Culicidae.